UAAAACGGGGGAGUGCCGUGGAAAUUUCUGUAUUUUACACCGGGAAAAGAAACGCCGUGUCGAAGUGUCUCCGGAGAAGAGGAUCGCUGGCGACAUGAAGGACGAGCUCAAGUAUCUUACGGGAUUCGGCUGUGAGUUCUCCAGCGAGGAUGAGCGUUAUCCAGGAGCGCUGCCCAUUGGGCAGAACAACCCGCAGAAGUGUCCAUAUGGUCUUUACGCCGAACAAUUGUCGGGCACGGCGUUCACCGCUCCGCGUGGACAAAAUAGAAGAUCGUGGCUCUACCGAAUGAGACCAUCCGUUGUCCACAGUCCGUUCAAACCCUUUGUUAAAACUCAUGGUGGCGAAUCUUAUGUAAAAAACGAUUGGAACGAUACUUAUCCGAAUCCUAACCAGUUAAGAUGGAAGACUUUCGACGUCCCGACUCGACGAGAUCCCGAGGUCGACUUUAUCGAGGGUCUUCACACUCUGUGCGGUGCUGGCGAUCCCAAGACGCGCCAGGGCAUUGCGGUGCACGUGUAUUUGUGCAACGCUUCUAUGAAGGACAGGGCUUUCUACAACGCUGAUGGCGAUUUUCUCAUCGUGCCACAGCUGGGCGCUCUGCAGAUCACCACCGAGUUCGGCAAAAUGCGCUGCGAGCCGAACGAGAUAUGCGUCGUUCAGCAAGGUAUGCGAUUCUCCGUGACCGUUUUCGGUCCAUCCAGAGGUUACAUCCUCGAGGUCUUCGACAAUCAUUUCCAGCUGCCGGAAUUGGGACCAAUAGGAGCGAACGGUUUAGCGAAUCCGCGAGACUUUCAGACACCGGUGGCUUGGCACGAAGAUCGCGCGAUCGAUUACGAGAUCGUAUGCAAAUAUCAGGGAAAGCUGUUCGUGGCCAAUCAAGGUCACAGUCCCUUUGACGUGGUCGCAUGGCAUGGCAAUUAUGCACCGUACAAAUACGAUCUCAAUAGGUUCAUGGUCAUCAAUUCUGUCUCCUUUGAUCACUGCGAUCCUUCCAUCUUCACCGUGCUGACGUGCCCCAGUAACAAGCCUGGAACCGCCGCGGCUGAUUUUGUUAUCUUUCCACCCCGAUGGUCCGUGCAGGAGCACACUUUCCGACCCCCUUAUUAUCAUCGAAACUGCAUGAGCGAAUUUAUGGGAUUGAUAAAGGGCCGUUACGAGGCAAAGGAGGACGGUUUUUCUGCCGGUGGUGCAUCGCUGCAUUCCAUUAUGACUCCGCACGGUCCCGAUAAACAAUGCUUCGAGGCUGCGUCCAAUAGCGAGCUGCUGCCAGAGCGGAUCGCUGACGAUACACAGGCGUUUAUGUUCGAAACCUCGUACAGCAUGGCGGUGACAGAAUGGGCCAGUAAGCUUUGCGGCAAGCUGGACAGUGACUACUGCAAAUGCUGGCAGGGUCUGCAGAAGCACGUCGAUCUCACUGAUAAACAGGCCCAAGUUGCUUAACACGUAAAACGACGUCAGCUCUGAAAAUAAAUUUUUCACAUCUUCUUUUCUCUCCCACCACAGAGAUCAUUAUUUUCGGACGACAUUUUAUUUUAGCAACUCUACGUCAUCUUUGAAAAAAGAAACACACCGUUUCCUUUCUUUUCAAUAAGCAAGAGCCUUUCGGGUAUUUCUUGUUAUAUUAAACUGUUACUGUUACUGAUGUUUGAUAUUUUCGCUGUUGAGGGAGUUUUUCGGUCACCUCUUUCAUGGUGUGUCGCAUCCACGAAGAUAUCGUGCAAAACUGCAAAGUUAUCUGGUGCGUGUAGCUGGGACUGAUUAUAAAUUCGCGUACGAAGAAUGUUACCGGGUGCAAGGAACUUUUAAUCGUGUCUACCUGCUACCGCGGUCAGUUCUCGAUAUGCAAUUUGAAAGUAUGUUAAGUUAAGCAUUACUGAUAUUUACAAGUACAUUACAUUGAAAUUUACUUUAAACGGUGACUUACGUACCAUAAGUGCUCAUCAAUUGUCACACAUUAUGUUAUAAACGAUAGUUGACUCUUUUGAAAUUAUU
Vollenhovia emeryi is the source of this 1993-nucleotide messenger RNA. It is a transcript of the gene hgo, whose product is annotated as homogentisate 1,2-dioxygenase. Gene Ontology annotation, biological process: L-phenylalanine catabolic process. The record is from RefSeq and is a predicted model, not a curated record. Gene Ontology annotation, molecular function: homogentisate 1,2-dioxygenase activity. Lineage: Eukaryota; Metazoa; Arthropoda; Insecta; Hymenoptera; Formicidae. Gene Ontology annotation, cellular component: cytoplasm. The transcript is spliced from 8 exons. Bases 95 to 1441 code for a protein of 448 amino acids.